This is a messenger RNA of Opisthocomus hoazin, 1044 nucleotides long. Lineage: Eukaryota; Metazoa; Chordata; Aves; Opisthocomiformes; Opisthocomidae. The record is from RefSeq and is a predicted model, not a curated record.
AUGGUAAAAGGCCCCUACGUGCCCGCUCGCUGCUUCUGGGUGGAGAAGUUCUGCAGGCACUUCAGCCACCCCAACAGCAGCCUGCUCCCCCUCUUCGCCGCCAUGAGCGGAAACGACUACGUGGACACGGCCGCGCUGGAGGCGUUCUUCGGCAAGGUGCGCUGGCCACGGAGGGAGGGCAAGCAUGGCCGCCUCCGUGGCCUGCUGAGGUGGCUGGCGCAGUUCAGCGAGCCCAGCGAGGCCCUCGACCACGUGCUGACCUACCUUAAGAAACACCAGAGACAAGAGAUGAGGGCGCUUCUGUGUGCUUCGAUGGAGGAUUACACGCCGUCCGACGUGAAGCUUGAGGACUUCUUUCAGAAUGGGAGGUACGAAUGUGAGGCAGCCAGGAAAGCAGGCUUGCCGCAGUGGGUGCUCGAUGCCUUGGCAAAAGGUAAGCUGGCCCCGUUCGUCAGCGAUGCCCUGGUACUGAGGAGCACCUUCCUCCACGUUCAGGUGGAGAACAUGCAGAGACCUAGCGCCCAUAGCACAGCUUUGCCCAUUCGACAAGUUAUCUAUGGACUGCUGCUGAAAGUACCUCAAAAUGCUGGAGCUGCUUCUCCAAGUCAGCAGGCCAACGAACUGCCAGUUGUGUGUGAGUUUGAUAGACUUCAAAAGACGCUUAAGAAAACAUUUGUUCAAGCAGCAAGCCUACCCACAGAUUUUUGUGAUGAUCAUUUUCCUUUGGAGAAGUUAAUGGAGGUGCCCAUGUUGUGCCGUCAGAUGCUUUUGCUGGAGACUCUAAGAGUGAAAAUGAGUUCCCUAGAACCUAUCCCCAGUCACUUACAACUCCCUGUUGCUGUAACAUGUUACUGGGUAUGUUGUUCAGAACCAAAAGUUAAGUUGCAUCAGUUAAAGGCUUUACUUCUAAUGAUAGUAUCUGGAGAACUGCACAGGAUAACAAAUGAUCCAGCCUUUACACUGGGACCCUCGUACACAGACUGUAUCAAGAGCUUAAAUCAACACCUUCAGUGGAAAACCUGUUCAGUUUAUCUCCAAAAAUGA